Ilex paraguariensis (yerba mate) is the source of this 1463-nucleotide messenger RNA. Lineage: Eukaryota; Viridiplantae; Streptophyta; Magnoliopsida; Aquifoliales; Aquifoliaceae. The record is from the annotation of a GenBank genome assembly.
AUGACUCGGCUUUUCCGAUCUAAAUCGUGUGGACUCGGACAAAUCGCGAUGGACUCCGUGUUUGACUCGUCCCCACAUAGUUCUUCUUUGUAUCUCACCAACGACAACGACGAAGACGAAGACGAAGAUGACGAUGACGAUGGACUCCUUGGGAAUAGCAAUAGCAAUAAUCCAGUUAAGACGCCGUUGAUAAUGCCGGAACGUCGAAACCAGGGUCAUCACCAGUUUCCAAUUGUGGCCAUCUUGGUGGCGGCGUUGAGGAAGUCUCUGGUGACUUGCAGUGUGGAGACAGAGGAUUUGGAGUCGUCUAUGGAUAUUGGUUGGCCAACCAAUGUCCGCCACGUCUCUCACGUCACCUUCGAUCGCUUCAAUGGUUUUCUAGGUUUGCCCGUCGAGCUCGAGCCUGAGGUCCCCCGAAAGGCAUGGUUUCGAGAACUUCCGGCAGGAGUUCUUGAUUGUCUGACUCCUGAACAGGUUAUGCAUUGCAAUACAGAGGACGAGUGCACUCAACUUGUGAAGUUACUUCCUCCAAGUGAAGCUGCAUUACUUGACUGGGCCAUCAAUUUGAUGGCAGAUGUUGUGCAGCAUGAGCAUCACAAUAAAAUGAAUGUCCGCAACAUCGCUAUGGUUUUUGCUCCUAACAUGACUCAGAUGGCCGAUCCUUUGACUGCAUUAAUUCAUGCAGUUCAAGUGAUGAAUUUUCUCAAGACUCUGAUAAUGAAAACUCUUCGGGAAAGAGAAGAAUCAGCUGCAACAGUUCAAUUGAUACCGUUCUGUGCAGCAUCGGCCAGCGACAGUGGUGAGCCUGAUUCAUCAAACUCAAACAGCAUGGUAUUUCGUGAGCAAACUUGCAGUGGGUGUGUCCAUGAGAGACCUGGUGCUGACAAACUUUGGAGAAGUGCCACUUUGGGCAGAUUGGAAUCUGAUGCUGCCGAUAAAUUCUGGAGCUUCAAGAGUAAUAAUGAUGCUGUAGAGGCAUAUGAAUCCAUUUCAUGUAGGAACUCACCUGUUAUGUGCAAAAGAGAAACUAUAGAAAAUUGUUUUAGAGAGAGGUGUGAGAAUGAGGAAGUUGAGGGGAUUUUGCACAGGCUAAGUUUGAGGAAAGGGGUGCGGAAACUAUGCAGGCAUCCUGUGUUUCAAUUGACUAAGCCAGUUAAGAAAAGUGGGGGCCUUGGAAUUGUAGAUAACAGGAGAGGAGGUGGAGAAGCUUGGGCAUGAGAUCCUCGAUCAAUGCAACAAUUCCGGUUUGGGGUGUAGGUCUAUGUUGAUUUGGUUUGAGAUUCUUGAUGUUUGUAAAACCAUUGUUAUAGCGUCUGAGAUGUUCAUGUUGUUUGAUUAAUAAUGUAGUCAGAGGAAGCAUUUUUAAGUUUCUAAUGUGUGUUCAGCUACUAACUGGGAUUCUUGGCUAAGUGAACAUAUUUAUAUUGCCUAAUUGCUUCAAUGAUUUGGUAUCUAAGUUUGUG